AUGUCUGCUAUAAUUGCUACCCCAAGACAUGAUUAUACAGCGACGUCGAAGCUCGACGGUGCUGAUGUGGCAGUAAACGAUGUGAAGACUCACGCACUCUAUACCGUCGAUGACUUACUCUUCAAUCGAAGUCGAACAAUACCUGAUACUCCACUAGUUGCGUAUCCAGCAAGCUCACGGGGUCGAGCUGAUUAUGUCCAUUACACAGCGCAGGAUCUGGAUAGGUUCGCUGAUCAUAGCGCAAGCAAGUACGCUUCAAUGGGGCUUGUCCCGGAAAAUCAUGGACCCGACGCAGAAGUGGUUGGUUUGCUGGCUCCAUCGAAUCUGGACUAUGUUGCCAGCAUCUUCGCCCUUCACAGACUUGGAUUUGCAGUUCUCCUCCUCUCCAACCGACUUGCUACAGAGGCAUAUGUCUCACUGCUCCAUAAAACGAAUUGCCGUCGGAUUGUGAGCUCCGAGAAUCUGAACAAGCAAGUGAUGGCAAUCCAAUCUGAGACAGAAGUCACUCGAUAUCCGGUACACAGUCAAACAGAGUACAACCUGAAAGACCCUCUGAUUCCACGGUAUCCUCGGCAGCAAGGCAAUCGUUCUUCGUCGAAUCGAAUAGCAUUCAUCAUUCAUUCCUCUGGCUCUACAGGGCUUCCGAAGCCAAUCUUUCAAACACAAGCAGCAUGUUUGAUGAAUUAUUCGAGCAGCUUUGGAUAUCGUGCCUUUUUGACACUUCCACUUUAUCAUAACCAUGGUCUUUCUUCAUUCUUUCGAGCUGUAUAUUCCGGAAAAGAGAUAGCGUUGUUCAAUGCCAACUUGCCAUUGUCGGGACCCAACCUAAUAGAAGCAAUGCGUGCAGUGAAUCCGGAGUGCUUUUAUGGUGUGCCCUACGCACUCAAACUCCUUGCAGAGACAGAAAGCGGUGUUGAAGUGCUGAGAAAAUGCAAACUGGUAUUGUUCGGAGGUAGCAGCUGUCCAGAUGAUCUUGGAGAUAGGCUGGUAGAGGCAGGGGUUUAUCUUGUUGGCCAUUAUGGAGCAACUGAAAUUGGCCAAUUGAUGACAUCUUUUCGUCCAAUUGAAGACAAAGCAUGGAACUACGUUCGACCAUUGCCUGCAAGCGCCCCUUACAUGCUUAUGACUUCUCGAGGUCCGAACACGUUCGAGUGUGUAGUGCUCGAUGGACUGCCUUCCAAAGUCGUCUCGAACUCAGAUGAUCCCCCCAACUCCUUCAGAACCAGCGACCUCUUCAGUCCUCAUCCUACGAUACCGAACGCCUGGAAAUAUCUUGGUCGCUUGGACGAUCGAGUAACGCUUGUGAAUGGCGAAAAGGUUCUUCCAAUUCCAUACGAGCACCAGAUCAGAGAAAACGAGUUGGUCAGGGAAGCUUGCGUAUUUGGAGUUGGCAGAGCCUUUCCAGGUCUUAUCAUUAUACUAAGUGAGAAAGCCAGUGGUCUGAGUAAGGCACAAGUGCUCGACUCACUCUGGCCUGUCGUGCAAGCAGCAAACGCCAGAGUUGAAGGGUUCAGUCAGAUCUCUCGACAAAUGAUUGAAGUCCUUGAUGUUGGCGUGGAAUAUCCCUGCACGGAUAAAGGGACUAUGAUUCGCGCCGCCUUUUACAGAAAAUUCGAAAAGCUGGUUGAUUCCAUCUACCUUCGGUUCGAAUCCCCAGCCGAUGUCAAUGACGGGAGCAGACUCCAGUUGAAUUGUCAGGAGCUCAAGCUCUACUUGCAUAAUCUUUUCGUGCAAAACCUUGGCUUUGAACAAAUUGAUGACACUACAGACUUCUUUGAGGCUGGAGUAGAUAGUCUACAGGCCCUUUCUGUCAGAGGCAUCAUGAUGAGAGAGUUGGAUCUAGGCUCAAACACCCUGGGACAAAAUGUCGUCUUCGAAUAUCCCAAUAUCUCGGCACUUGCUACACAUCUAUUCUCUGUGAGAACAGGGACGGAAACCGUUGAGACUGAUGAGAUAGAAACAAUGAGAGAGCUUAUCGAGAAGUAUUCCACUUUUGAAAGCCACAUCCCUGGAGCGUGUCUGGUCGACGGAGAAACAAUUAUCCUUACUGGUGUCACUGGCUCGCUGGGAGCACAUGUUCUGGCGCAAUUGCUUGCCCAAGAUCACGUCAAGGCAGUAUAUUGUCUAGUCCGGGCUUCAACUCAAGCCGAAGCUCAAUCAAGAGUGCUCUCGACCCUUUCAUCCAAGCAGCUUGAUUCCGAGCUGCAUUUGGAGAAGAUCCAUUGCCUUCCAUCGGAUCUCAGUCGUGAUGAUUUGGGAUUGGAUGUUUCCACAUUAGACACCCUGCGCAAGACCUUGACAACUAUCAUCCACUGCGCCUGGGCUGUCAACUUCAAUCUCGGUGUCAAGAGUUUCGAGCAGCAUCACGUCAAAGGCACUUUCAACCUUCUCAAUCUGUGUCUUGGUGUAUCUACAACACAACCUGCGAAAUUAUUCUUCUGUUCUUCCAUCUCGGCAGCAGCAGGAACACCACUUCCAGCGAUAAUACAGGAAACUUAUAUCGACGACCUCUCACACGCUCAGAACAUGGGAUAUGCUAGAUCAAAACUGGUGACAGAGACCAUAGUCAAAGCUGCAGCCGAGCAGACGGGUGUGACAGCGAAUGUUCUCAGAGUUGGCCAGAUCGUUGGAGAUACGAAGUUGGGAUUGUGGAACAGCACAGAGGCUAUCUCUUUGAUGAUUCGUAGUGCAUCUAUAAUCGGGGCUUUGCCAGCAUUGGAAGAGACACCAUCAUGGCUACCUGUCGACGUUGUGGCUCGCUCAGUGCUUGAGCUUGCCAAUUUAGACACAGAUACAGUGAAAAAUGAGGAUGAGGAUACAAGCAUCGUCUUCCACGUCCAAAAUUCUCACCUGUUCCACUGGACGAACGAACUCCUUCCCGCAUUACGAAACGCUGGACUUACUUUCGAGACGGUGUCUCAACGAGAGUGGAUUCGCCGCUUGCGUGACAGUGAAAGUGACCCUCAGAAGAACCCUACGAUCAAGCUUCUUGACUUUUUUGCGGAGAAGUAUGACAAUGAUAAUCCAGGGAGAAAGGGAUUGGUGUUCGUGACAGAGAAGACUGGGGAGAGAAGUAAAGCAAUAGGGCAUGGGUAUGAUAUUAUCGGAAGUGGUAUUGUGAAGAAGAUUGUGGAUAGUUGGAGGCAGGAGUGGUAG
This is a messenger RNA of Mollisia scopiformis, 3156 nucleotides long. RefSeq names its product acetyl-CoA synthetase-like protein. Lineage: Eukaryota; Fungi; Ascomycota; Leotiomycetes; Helotiales; Mollisiaceae. The record is from RefSeq and is a predicted model, not a curated record. The transcript is spliced from 5 exons. Bases 1 to 3156 code for a protein of 1051 amino acids.